Messenger RNA from Ceratotherium simum simum (southern white rhinoceros), 3331 nucleotides. It is a transcript of the gene UNC5CL, whose product is annotated as unc-5 family C-terminal like. Lineage: Eukaryota; Metazoa; Chordata; Mammalia; Perissodactyla; Rhinocerotidae. The record is from RefSeq and is a predicted model, not a curated record. Gene Ontology annotation, molecular function: protein binding; netrin receptor activity. Gene Ontology annotation, biological process: positive regulation of JNK cascade; netrin-activated signaling pathway; positive regulation of canonical NF-kappaB signal transduction. Gene Ontology annotation, cellular component: membrane.
AGGUGAAGUUGUUGGAGGAAUUGAUCCGACUGGGGUGUGCAGGGUGCGCUGGAAUGAAGACAAUUUCCUCCCUCAUUGCAGCCACUUGGAAGCCAAGUCUUGGCCUUCACGACAUUGAAAGGCUUUGCCUGGCACUGACCCCUCUUUUCCCCCAGGUCCUUGGCCUUGGCUGGCACAGGGGCACAGAGGAGCUGGCAGCAUCCAGUGACCAGGCGGAUGUGCUCCCAUGAGAGUUCCUUCCAACCUGCCCAGUUCCUACUGCUGGUGGGAGUCCCAGUGGUGAGUGUCCUUCUCCUGGUCCAGUGCCUUCGAUGGCACUGUCCUCCCUGGCUGCUACGGGCCUGUUGGAAGCCGGAUAGCGAAGAGGAACCAGUGCCCCAUCCCACUCCCCUACCAGAAUAUGAGGCCCCAAGGCAGGGGCCACCAGCCACACUCCAGGAGAUGGCUGCCUUCUACCAGGAACUGCACACGCCCACCCAAGGCCAGACUGUCACCCGUCAGCUGAUGCACAAGCUGUUGGUGUUUUCGGCUCGAGAGGUGGAUCACCGCGGAGGCUGCCUGAUACUCCAGGAUACGGGCAUCUCCCUGCUCAUCCCCCCAGGUGCUGUGGCUGUGGGCCGCCAGGAGCGGGUGUCGCUGAUCCUGGUGUGGGACCUGUCGGACGCCCCGUCAUUGUCCCGAGCCCAGGGGCUGGUGAGCCCCGUGGUGGCAUGUGGCCCCCAUGGGGCCUCCUUUCUGAAGCCCUGCACCCUCACCUUCAAGCACUGUGCCCAGCAGCCCAGCCAUGCCCGCACCUACAGCAGCAACACGACCCUGCUGGAUGCCAAGGACUGGAGGCCCCUGGGGCGGCCGGGGGUACACACCUCCCGGGACGAGUGUCGCAUCCACCUCUCCCACUUCAGCCUCUUCACCUGCGUGGUGGAGGCGCCUAUGGGCCGCGACGCCCGCAAGUGGCUGCAGCUGGCGGUGUUCUGCUCGCCGCUGGCGCCGGGCCAGUCCCACCUGCAGCUGCGCGUCUACUUUCUCAACAACACGCCCUGCGCCCUGCAGUGGGCCCUGACCAACGAGCAGCCCCACGGCGGGCGCCUGUGCGGGCCCUGCCAGCUCUUCGACUUCACCGGGGCCCGCGGGGACCAGUGCCUGAAGCUCAAGUACAUCUCCGAGGGUUGGGAGAAUGUGGAUGACAGCAGUUGCCAGCUGGUUCCGCAUCUCCACAUCUGGCAUGGAAAGUGCCCCUUCCGCUCCUUCUGCUUCCGGAGAAAAACAGCCAAUGAGAACGAGGAUUGCUCAGCACUAACCAAUGAGAUCAUCGUCACCAUGCACACCUUCCAGGAUGGCUUGGAGACAAAGUACAUGGAGAUCCUCAGAUUCCAGGCGUCAGAGGAGGAGUCCUGGGCAGCGCCACCCCCUGUCUCCCAGCCACCCCCAUGCAAUAGGCUGCCCCCAGAGCUCUUUGAGCAGCUGCAGAUGUUGUUGGAGCCAAACAGCGUCACGGGCAAUGACUGGCGGCGACUGGCCUCCCACCUGGGGCUCUGCGGCAUGAAGAUCCGGUUCCUGUCCUGCCAGCGCAGCCCCGCCGCAGCCAUCCUGGAGCUGUUUGAGGAGCAGAACGGCAGCCUGCAGGAGCUGCACUACCUCAUGACCGAGAUGGAGCGUCUGGACUGCGCCUCCGCCAUCCAGAACUACCUGAAUGGGACGCAGAGCGGCAGCCCAGCCCGGGUCCACGGGGGCGCCUGGCAGAACCAGGCCCUGGAGCUGGACGAGAAGCUCUGAGCGCUCUGCUGGGGCGGGACAGGGUGGGACGCCCUUUGCAGCACUCUGGGCAUGGGGAGGCUGUGGGGUGUGUCCCGGCACCCAGGAAGAACACCGCAGCUGUUCUUGGCUGUGCCCACCGACCUCAUCAGAACCCUCAGAUGGUGCCUAGGGCCACCUGAGGCGGGAAUGCCGUUGCCAGCCUCCCCGGGUCUGGACUACCCUUGCGACCUGCUUUGUCCUACGUGCAGAUCCCCUCCUGUCCGGCAGGGGGCGCAGGAGCCCAGGAGAUGGCCCCAACGUGGCCCGCCUUCGAGAAGCUACUUAAUAGACCAAGGCACUGUUAGGUUGCCCUGUUGGCACUCCUUGGGGACUGGUCAGUUCACAAGUAUUCACUGAGCACUUAGUGAUACCCGGCUUUGGGUAUCAUGGGGAAUCCUGGAAUAUAUGGCUUAGGGUUUGGAGCCUUGACAAGCCCACAGUUCUCUUGGAGUCAAGAUGCUCUCAUGUGGGCUGAGGGCAAACCUGGAAACAGCACCUACCUGUGGUUAGGGGUGUGGUAUCAACUGUCUGUGCUUUAGGAGUUGAGAUGGGAGGGAGAUGAGCAUGGGCUGGAGCAGUGAGAAAGCUUCGUGGAGGAUGUUGGAGAGAGGAUUUGGACAUGCAAAGAGUGGUUUGGAGGUCUUCAGGUGGGGGUAGGGGUCAUGGUGACUGGACUUGCAGGAGGAGUCACGAGUGGCAUGGAGUGCUGAGGCAUGAAGGAGCCCUGCUGGGUGGGUGUGCGGUGUGGGUAGGACAAGGGUUCAAAGCCAGAUCUAAAGAUAGGCAGUCAAAUCUGGCUGUCCACCUGUUCCCUCUGCCUGCUUUUGUUUAUCCUCGUGUCCUUGCCUUGUCUUCCUCUCUCUCUGCCAUUAUCUCGGUCAUAAAACAUCAAAGCUGAAAAGAAACUUCAAGAUUAUCAUUCUUGCCCAACUUGUUAAACUCUUUGUCUCAGACUGUGUGAGGUUUAAGUCUCUCUGACUUCGUUUUGCUGUCCCUAUCUCCUGCAGUUGCAACAUCCCUGGGGAUGUGUCUCUGUUAUUCUAUGUCCUAGCAUCUUUUUGUCUCUAUCUAGUUACUGUGUCUGCCUUUGUGUGUUUCUUUCUCUCUCUGAAACCAUCAGGCAAAUGUCUCUAAGCCAAUGUUAUGUAUCAAAGGCUAUUGAAAGAGCCUGGGCUACUCUAGGAAUGGGUGGGUGGGGAUUUUUCCCUCUGGAUCAAGGUCCAGUUUAGGGUCAGGAAAUAAAGGCUAGGGAUUAAAGAACACCCCAUUUAAUCAAUAAAUAUUUGUUCAGCACCCGCUGUCUGUCAGACGUUGUAUAGACAAGAGAUCAACAGGCUGGGUCCUGAAAAGAGAACAAAGGAUUUGACUCAAUUCUAGCGAUCCUUUUGUUUGCAAACAGGUGUUAAUUUUUUCAGGGGGCAGGCAAACAAUCUCUCUGGCAACCCCAACAAUUUGCUUCUGUAUUUAAUUAAAAAUAUUAAAUAUUUUCUAUGAUGAACAACAUUGUAUAAUAAAAUAUGAAAAUUGCCUUUCUUUG